This is a messenger RNA of Salvia splendens (bonfire salvia), 807 nucleotides long. Its product is annotated as late embryogenesis abundant protein D-34. Bases 1 to 807 code for a protein of 268 amino acids. The transcript is spliced from 3 exons. Lineage: Eukaryota; Viridiplantae; Streptophyta; Magnoliopsida; Lamiales; Lamiaceae. The record is from RefSeq and is a predicted model, not a curated record.
AUGGAUCAAGAACAACCGGAGAGGCCACAGGUGGAGGCGCCGCCGCAACAGCCCAUCAAAUACGGCGAUGCCUUUAACGUUUCCGGCGACCUCGCCGACCAGCCCAUCGCGCCGCAGGAUGCCGCCAUGAUGCAGGCCGCCGAGGCCACCGUGUUUGGGCAGACGCAGAAAGCUGGCCCCGCCGCCGCCAUGCAAGCGGCCGCCACCAUCAACGAGAGGGCCGGCCUCGUAGGCCACGAAGACGCCACCGAAGCUGCUCGGCAGAGAGGCGUCACGGUCACGGAAACUGAAUCUCAAGGGACUCGUGUGAUUACGGAAUCUGUUGCAGGACAGGUAGUUGGGCAGUUUUAUGAGGCGACGCCGGUGUUGGCGGCGACCGGAGCCGGGCGGCAGGCCAUGGUGACGAUAGGAGAAGCACUGGAAGCUUCCGGCCGGGCAGCUGGGAACAAACCUGUGGACCACAGCGACGCCGCCGCCAUACAGGCUGCAGAAUGCAGAGCCACCGGCUCCAAUCUCAUCACUCCCGGCGGCCUCGCCGCCGCGGCCCAGUCUGCUGCGGCGUACAACGAUGGCUUCGCGGGGAACGAGGGGAGGGUGAAGCUCGCUGACAUACUAUCGGGGGCAGCGGAGAAACUGCCGGCGGACAAGGUGACGACGCGGGAGGAUGCGGAGGGGAUUAUGAGUGCGGAGCUGCGCAAUGAUCCUCAUCGGAAGACGCAUUCCGGCGGAGUGGCGGAGGCGGUGGGGGCGGCUGCGAGUGUCAAUGAAGAGGGCGGUGUGAUUGGUGAUACGGAUACCACCGUAUAA